Molecule: messenger RNA, 1772 nt
Organism: Protopterus annectens (West African lungfish)
Lineage: Eukaryota; Metazoa; Chordata; Ceratodontiformes; Protopteridae
Gene: SET
Product: SET nuclear proto-oncogene
Exons: 8
Coding region: 217-1050 (277 amino acids)
Biological process (GO): nucleosome assembly
Cellular component (GO): chromatin; nucleus
Molecular function (GO): chromatin binding; histone binding
Source: RefSeq, a predicted model, not a curated record
AGUAAGCAUUUGUAACGUCUGGUGGGUGGGUUAUUUCAGCUUUUACGUUUGCGCACGCUUAGGAGGUUCUGUGAAAUCGCGAGUAAGCUCGACCGCUCUCUCACUUUUUAUUACUCGGGAACGCGAAGUACGGGCUUGCUACAGACGGUUUCUAGUACUUCUGUGGCUGCUCUAGUCUAGCGAAAGCACCCGUUCUAUCCUCUCUAAGUAUAAACUAUGUCUGCGUCGGCGGCCAAAGCAAGUAAAAAAGAGCUCAACUCAAACCAUGAUGGAGCAGAUGAAACCUCAGAAAAAGAGCAGCAAGAAGCAAUUGAACACAUUGACGAAGUACAGAAUGAAAUAGACAGACUGAACGAACAGGCUAGUGAGGAAAUAUUGAAAGUAGAACAGAAAUACAACAAACUCCGCCAGCCUUUUUUCCAGAAGAGAUCAGAAUUGAUCGCCAAAAUCCCAAACUUUUGGGUGACAACAUUUGUCAACCAUCCACAAGUGUCUGCGCUUUUGGGAGAGGAAGAUGAAGAAGCACUUCAUUAUCUCGUCAGAGUUGAAGUGACAGAAUUUGAAGACAUCAAAUCAGGCUACAGAAUAGACUUUUAUUUUGAUGAGAAUCCUUACUUUGAAAACAAAGUUCUCUCCAAAGAGUUUCACCUCAAUGAGAGUGGAGAUCCUUCUUCAAAAUCCACAGAGAUUAAAUGGAAAACAGGAAAGGACCUGACAAAACGCUCCAGCCAAACGCCAAACAAGGCUGGCAAGAAAAGACAACAUGAAGAACCAGAGAGCUUUUUUACCUGGUUUACUGACCACUCGGAUGCUGGUGCAGACGAGCUUGGGGAAGUAAUAAAGGAUGAUAUUUGGCCAAAUCCCUUACAGUACUAUCUGGUUCGUGUUCCUGACAUGGAAGAUGAGGAGGCUGAAGGAGAAGAGGAUGAAGAUGAAGAGGAGGAGGAGGAAGGCUUGGAAGACAUUGAUGAGGAAGGCGAUGAAGAGGGGGAGGAUGAUGAAGAGGAGGAGGAGGGAGAAGGAGAGGAGGAUGAAGGUGAAGAUGACUAAACAGAUGACAAUUCCAUCCCUUCCCCUUUUUAUUUCUCACCAGCCCCUGGGAACAAGUUGCUGUCUUUUGUGCUCAGUCUCCUUGUUCUCCUACAGUCUUUCUCAGCACCAUUCAUUUUGACAAUUUACAUGAGCAAACUACAGUGGCAAUCUCUACUCCAUUAUCACCCUCAAAACUGAAAUGCACCAUGUUCUGUGAAGAAGUUUCCUUGCACUCUGCUGGAAAACUGAGUUUUAGAAACCUUGUGCAGUGGUUAAUAGAAUAUAGCUUCCCCUUUUAUAUAUUGGGCCCAGAGAUUACACUGUGUUUUCAUGUGAGUUAUGGACAAUUAGCAUUUACUUAAUCCAUACCUGUCUCUUGUAAAGAAUUUUGGGGUAUUUUGAGGUCAGGAGGUUGGGUUAGACAACGCUGGGUUGGGGUUAGAGGGCAUUUGACAACAUAACUUUAUGGUUAUGUUUAAUUGUAUUGUAAUGUUUUACAAACAUCCAAAACGUUUAAGAUGACACUUUUAAAUAUAUAUACUCAAAUGAUUUGAGCCCUGCCGCUUGGAGGAUCAGAAAACUUGUGUAGAAUCUAAUUUGGAAUCUACAUUCUUUAAUGUAAUUUUUUGUUUUGUUUUUGUUUGUUUUUUGGUUUGUUUCACUGGAAAGGAAAUAUGCUCAGUUUUAAACGUUCAAGUGUACAAGUUGCUUUGUUACAAUAAAACUAAAUGUGUACACAA